Marchantia polymorpha subsp. ruderalis is the source of this 4202-nucleotide messenger RNA. The record is from the annotation of a GenBank genome assembly. NCBI's taxonomy places the organism in Eukaryota, Viridiplantae, Streptophyta, Marchantiopsida, Marchantiales, Marchantiaceae.
CCAUCUGCUCGAGGGACCGAGGCUGCGGGUGAUUUGAAGCUUGCGCGAACCGAAGGAAGGAGAAUGUUGACCCGCGCUCUUCUGCGCUGCGAUUCAAUUCAUGGCGUUCCUCACCGGCUCGCGGUAACGGCGGCGCGCUCGCGCGAGAAUUCUCGCUGCCAAGAACAGGCGCUCGAUCGAAUUGGUGCGGAUCGAGAGGCGGUGGAGGCGAUUGCGGUCGACGAGUGCCGCAUUUCGGUGCUGGCGAGGUCGAGAAGCGGUGAGAAUGUUGGAUGGGACUCACCACAUGGCGAGGAAGAAGUGUCAGCGUGUUUUGCAACUGCUGCAGGAGAGAUUGUGAAGGAAGGAACCUCGAGGAAGGUGUGGUUUGAACGCGUGGAUUUUCACACCGAGGACGAGGCGCUGUGGGAGGAGGUUUGAGUUUUCGAGGAGGGUUUAUUAGAAACCUGCGGCGAUGACGUCGAAAAUAACGCAGAACGCGAUUUUGCAGCUGAACAAUGGGGAUGUGGAUUUGCGGCCCGUGUUGCAGGUCAUGGAUGUUAGGCAGAUUGGGAAUGCGCAGACCGUGCAGGAGAGGUACCGAUUAGUGCUGUCCGACAGUGUUUAUGUGCAGCAGGCGAUGUUGGCUACUCAGCUCAAUGAAUAUGUGAAGAAUGGGCAAGUGCAGAAAGGCUCCAUCGUGCAGCUCUUGGAGUACAUCUGCAAUAGUGUGCAAAAUCGAAAAAUCAUCAUUGUCUUGAACAUGGAAGUAGUGCAGUCGAUUGCCGAAAUCGUUGGGGAUCCAAAGAACCAGAUUAGUGGGUCAACAGACCAGCAGCAACUCCAGCAACAACAACAACAACCAGUUCCUGCUCCUCAGCAACUGCAUCAACCUCCAUCAGUCAUGCAACAGCAGCGGGCUCCUCCAUCACCUGUUGUCCCUCCUCAACAAUCAUCUUUCCCGACAAUGGGAAACCAACCUCAACAGUCUUCCUAUGGGAGCAUGGGGAAUGGCAACGGAUACAGACCAGGAGGCGACCCAAAGCCUUCGAGCAUGAAUGGAGGAGGUUAUGGAGGUCAGAACCCUGGUGGUCAAAAUUCUUACCUCUCGGGUCCUAAUCCGGCGGCUCCACUUUCAUCAGGUGGGUAUCAGGGGCAAAGACAAAUCGGUGGGCAGGCAGCUCCUGUACAGCAGAGCUCUUAUGGGAAACCACUUCCUGCGUAUCAAGUGCCCACCCCACAGUACUCUGCGAAGGGUCCUAUUGCAAAGAAUGAGGCCCCUGCUAGGAUAGUUCCUAUUGGAGCACUGAAUCCAUACCAAGGGAGGUGGACGAUCAAGGCUAGAGUUACUUCCAAAGGUGAACUUCGAAGGUACAAUAAUGCAAAAGGAGAUGGCAAAGUGUUUUCGUUCGAUCUACUCGAUCGCGAAGGCGGAGAGAUUCGAUGCACGUGUUUUAACAGUGUGGCUGAUCAGUUCUAUGAUCGCAUUGAUGUCGGGAGAGUCUAUAUGGUAACCAAAGGAGCUCUGAAACCAGCUCAAAAGAAUUUCAACCAUCUCAAGAAUGACUGGGAGAUAUUUCUAGAGAACUCGUCGACUAUCGACCCCUGCCCGGAAGAGGAUGACAUGAUCCCCCAACAACAUUUUGACUUCAGACCUAUCAGUGACGUUGAGAACUUGGAGUCGAAUGCCAUGGUGGACGUAGUGGGUGUUGUUAUUGGAAUCCAAGACACCGUGCAAAUAAUGAGGAAGAAUGGAACAGAAACCCUGAAGCGCACACUACAGCUCAGGGACCAGUCUAAUAAGAGCGUAGAACUUACUAUGUGGGGUGGAUUUUGUAAUAAAGAAGGUGACCAAAUCCAGGAACUUCUCUACAAGGGGGUCUCUCCCAUCGUGGCUGUCAAAGCUGCUCGCGUCAGUGACUUCAGCGGUAAGUCUCUGGGCACGAUAUCUUCAUCACAGAUCUUGAUGAACCCAGACAUCUCAGAAGCCCACAAGCUGAGAGGAUGGUAUGAUCGAGAAGGUAAGGUUACAGAUGCCCAGUCGAUAUCCAGAGAAGGGGGCACAGGAACUCGCGUGGACUCACGAAAGACCGUUGCUCAGAUAAAAGACGAAGGCCUAGGAAGAGGUGAGAAGCCGGAUUGGAUAGCUGUCAGAGCAACAAUAUCAUUUAUCAAGACAGAUAAUUUCUGUUACACGGCAUGUCCUAUAAUGAUAGGAGACAAGCAAUGCCAGAAAAAGGUCACAAACAACGGAGAUGGGAGCUACAGAUGUGAUCGUUGUGAUCAGUCGGUACCAAAACCUGAUUACAGGUAUCUCCUUCAAAUGCAGAUUCAAGAUCACACUGGUGUCACCUGGAUCAGUGGUUUUCAGGAAGCCGGGAAGGAAAUUUUCGGGGUGGGCGCCGAGGAGUUGUUCCACUACAAAGAACACGAGGAUCCUGCCUUUGGAGAUACAAUCCAAAGGGUUUUGUUUUCAACUCACGUGUUUAAGCUCAAAGUGAAGGAGGAGACUUUCAACGAUGAGCAGCGAGUGAAAUGUACAGUGAUAAAAUCGGACAAGGUCGAAUUUCCAGCAGAGAGCAAGUUGAUACUGGAGUUAAUCAAACAGCUUGAAAGAGGAGAAAUGCCUAAUGCUCCAUCAAUACCUUCUGCUACACCUGCAAGUACAGCCGUCUAUGGCUCAGCACCUCCAGCAUAUCAGACUCCAGCUUACGGUGGGAGUUAUGGGGGAAGUUCUGCAAACGGGGCCGGUGGGUAUGGUGGCUCUGCUGGUUACACAGGUGGAUAUAACGCCAACGGGGCUAGCAACCCAUAUGGCGGAGGUUCGAGUGGAGGAAAUACGGUCAAGUGCUACAAAUGUGGUAAAGAGGGGCACUUUGCCUCUAACUGCACGAAUCAAAGUCAGUCUGGUGGUUUUGGAGGAGGAGGUGGUGGUGGUGUAGGAGGCGGAGGAGGAGGAGGAGGAGGAGGCGGAGGAUGUUACAAAUGUGGGCAAGGUGGUCACUUUGCAAGAGACUGCCCGAAUCAAGGUGGUGGAAAGUCCUUCGGAGGUGGUGGUGGAGGUUACGGAGGUGGAGGUGGAGGUGGAGGUGGAGGUGGGGGUUACGGGGGAAGAACUUAUUAGAUUUGAGGAGUUAUCAGUUACGAUGGAUGAUCUCCAUAUAGGCUGAAUGGUGAUGAGGUACAGUCUGUUUAUAGCAGACAGCUCUCCCCAACUCUGGGUCAGCUCCGUAUUGCCAUAAACUACGAUGAGCGAGUACCUUUAUCAUGAGAUUGAGUAACUUCAGUCUACUUCGAGUUCACUAUGCUCCUGUGUAUUUGUUGUAGCACUGGAGCCGUCGUAUAACCAGAGUCAUGCCUUCUGACCUCGAAGCAGCUUGUAUCAUAUUGUACUGUACCCAUCGAGGCAGAAUGCGGAGGUAAGUGUCUACUCCGACGAGCCUUCAAUUUUGCCAGUUCUCAUAAAGAGCCACCGAUUGCGUUGUCUCUCCGGGCGAUUGUAGAUGCAAGGAUUUCACCGUUCUAGGUGUGUUUUCUGGUGAAGCAACCAACGGGAAUUUUCGAAUAUAGUCUUACACAGAGAAAGUGGUUACUCUGGUAGAAAUACAUCUGCAUUUGAAUAUGUAUCUCCUGGUGGACGGGAUCUGAACUCCUAAUUUCUUUCCCUCUCUCGUAUGAUUUCAGUCAUCCAGGCUUAGGUCCACACACGUUGUGUCUUAUAAACGAACCCUGAUGCCUGGCUGGUAUUUGUAUAGUCACACAGCUGUGCAACUGCAGAUGUUCUAGAAAUUGGUCAACGAUGAAGUUGACAGUCAAGUUUCGCUUUUUCUUAUGUAAUGUGACAGGUCCUUCGGUUGCAAUCUAGACGCUUGACAGCUAGUUCGCUGUCUUUGAGCAUCUCUAGAACUUGAGUACACAGGUAGAUUGAGAAUAGCUAUUCCUGCGAGAUCAGUUUUAUGAUCGAUGUCCGUUUGGCUGAAGCAUGUGGAGAAUCUACGAGAACCAGAAGCUUCUAGCCCAUCUGUCCGGUCAAUGAUGUGCACCUACUGAACUCGGUUCCAUUGGCUCAUUACGUUUCCGAACACCUUCGUGACGAUUAUGGUUCUUUGCAGUUUGUAUAGAAGGGAUGAUGAGGAACUCUUGCCAUUUGUUUCCGUCUUCACAACUUGAUGUAUGACAUUUAUUCGGAUUCACCAUCCAUUGACAACAAGUAACUAAAGUAU